CAUUCAACAAUUUCAUACGAGGAAGUGAUUCAACCAAUCAACGGCCCAACAAUGAAUGUAGCCCCCGAGUAUCACCAAUCUGUUAGAGUUGCAUAUGGGGACCAAUCUGAGGAAUACCUUCAGUUCUUACGCCUGAUGAACGGUCUCAAGAAUAGAAGAACUAAUAUCAUGCUUAUUCAAUUAAGAAUCAGAGAUAUAUUCGAGGAGCACCCAGAACUUGUUGCAGGCUUCAACACCUUUUUGCCUGUUGGAUAUGAGAUCUUCGUGAAAGACCAGAACGAAUACUUAAAUGUAAAAGAAGAUGAUUUUGAGGAUGCAGUAACAUUCAAAGUAAAGGUACAUCGUUAGGAGCAAUAACAAAAAAAAGAGAGGUGUUCUGCUCCUAAUCUUCUGAUGUAAUUCAGAAUGUUGCAAUUGCAUGGAGCAUACAGUCAUGAUGAAGGACGCUACAAGUCCUUUGGGGACGUAAUAAACAGAGUGAACAUAGAUAAGAAUUUUGUGGAGGCAUAUACAGAGGUACGUUGUUUAUCUAUCAAUGAUCUUCAGUUAAUUCAAAUUGUCUCCGAUUCAGUUCAUUGAAUGGCAUGCGGUGGUUCAGAUUGUUACUUAUUCAUCCUAGGGAAGGCCAAGGACGGUCAUGCCACCCCUCGAGGUUCUGAAAACUGUUCUAGUAUCCUUCUUACAUCAUAAUCAUUUCUGCAUGUAUUUAGGAAAUGGGCUUACCAAAAAUAAAGGCCUUUUAAGAAGCUUAUCUACUGACCGCUAUUCCAGGCGUAUUUCUUGCAAUGUAUAUGGCAUCAAUUCUACCGAGUUGACGUAUGAAAGCACUUUGACUUUCUAAGAGCCAGAAAAAUCAUGGAGGCUGGCUUUGCAUUCAUCUAGAUUGUAUUGAUCACUUAAUGCUUCAAAAUUAUGGUCUAGAGGUCCGGUGUGUUGGGUUUUCC
Rhododendron vialii is the source of this 944-nucleotide messenger RNA. Its product is annotated as paired amphipathic helix protein Sin3-like 1. Bases 52 to 348 code for a protein of 98 amino acids. Gene Ontology annotation, molecular function: transcription corepressor activity. The record is from RefSeq and is a predicted model, not a curated record. NCBI's taxonomy places the organism in Eukaryota, Viridiplantae, Streptophyta, Magnoliopsida, Ericales, Ericaceae. Gene Ontology annotation, biological process: regulation of DNA-templated transcription. The transcript has 2 exons.